Numida meleagris (helmeted guineafowl) is the source of this 4231-nucleotide messenger RNA. It is a transcript of the gene GABRG1, whose product is annotated as gamma-aminobutyric acid type A receptor gamma1 subunit. Gene Ontology annotation, molecular function: GABA-A receptor activity; GABA-gated chloride ion channel activity; benzodiazepine receptor activity. The coding region runs from base 95 to 1567 and encodes 490 amino acids. Gene Ontology annotation, biological process: chloride transport; nervous system process; regulation of postsynaptic membrane potential. Gene Ontology annotation, cellular component: GABA-A receptor complex; postsynapse; dendrite membrane. The record is from RefSeq and is a predicted model, not a curated record. The transcript has 10 exons. Lineage: Eukaryota; Metazoa; Chordata; Aves; Galliformes; Numididae.
GUGGCGCUUGGGGGGGGGGCGGUGGAAUCGGCAGGGUCGCCGUUCCCCAGCCUCUCCGGAACAAAGUCAGGGACGGGAGAGCGCCCGCACGCUCAUGGACGCGUGGGGAGUGCCUGGAUCCCUCUGGAGCCGCUGUCGCGGGGCUCGGCUGCUGCUGUUGCUGCUCACCGUGCGCUUGGGGAGCGGAGCUGAUAAAGCAGAUGAUGAAGAUGAUGAAGACCUAACUGUGAAUAAAACAUGGGUCCUUGCACCAAAGAUUCAUGGCGGGGAUGUGACUCACAUACUGGACUCUUUACUUCAAGGAUAUGACAGUAAGCUGCGGCCAGAUAUUGGGGUGAGAACUACUGUAAUUGAAACAGAUGUCUAUGUUAACAGCAUUGGCCCAGUUGACCCAAUCAAUAUGGAAUACACCAUAGAUAUUAUAUUUGCGCAGACUUGGUAUGACAGUCGUCUAAAAUUUAACAGCUCAAUGAAAGUGCUUAUGCUUAAUAGCAAUAUGGUUGGAAAAAUUUGGAUUCCAGACACUUUCUUCCGGAACUCAAGGAAAUCUGAUGCUCACUGGAUUACAACUCCAAAUCGCUUACUUCGAAUCUGGAGUGAUGGAAGAGUAUUAUAUACUCUAAGACUGACAAUUAAUGCUGAAUGUUAUCUUCAGCUUCAUAACUUUCCUAUGGAUGAACACUCCUGUCCACUGGAAUUUUCGAGCUAUAAUGUGGGUCAACAUGUGAGGCACUUGAAAAUCAAGAGGGCUCCAAUUCCAGGUGGAUUACUGAACAAUGAAUCAGAUGGAUAUCCCAGAAAUGAAAUUGAAUACAAAUGGAAGAAAACCUCUGUUGAAGUGGCAGAUCCGAAAUACUGGAGAUUGUAUCAGUUUGCAUUUGUAGGGCUGCGAAAUACAACUGAAAUUUCUCAUACCCUAUCUGGUGAUUAUAUUAUUAUGACAAUCUUCUUUGAUCUCAGCAGACGUAUGGGAUAUUUUACUAUCCAGACAUACAUUCCUUGUAUACUCACAGUUGUUCUUUCAUGGGUGUCAUUUUGGAUCAAUAAGGAUGCCGUUCCUGCAAGGACAUCUCUGGGCAUUACAACGGUGCUGACCAUGACAACAUUGAGCACAAUUGCCAGGAAGUCACUUCCAAAAGUUUCCUAUGUGACAGCAAUGGAUCUUUUUGUCUCAGUUUGCUUCAUUUUUGUGUUUGCUGCCUUGAUGGAAUAUGGCACCUUGCAUUAUUUUACCAGCAACAGAAAAAGGGACAAAGGAAAAGAUAAGAAGGCAAAACCUAAGCCAUCAAAACCAUCUGCAAUUGCUGUUCGACCUGGAUCAACACUGAUUCCAAUUAAUAACAUUAAUCAUCUCCCUGAACGUGAUGAUGAUUAUGGAUAUGAGUGCCUAGAGGGGAAAGACUGUGCUAGCUUCUUCUGUUGUUUUGAAGACUGCCGCACAGGAUCUUGGAGAGAAGGAAGAAUACACAUUCGUAUUGCAAAAAUUGACUCCUAUUCUCGAAUCUUCUUUCCAACUGCCUUUGCAUUGUUUAAUCUUGUUUAUUGGAUUGGCUAUCUUUAUCUAUAAGUUUUUCUGGUUAGACAAACUCAGAAAAAGAAUUAACUGAACAGGCAUUAAUAUUUUUCAGAGAAUGGUCAAAGUUUAAAUCUCAUCCAAAAUUACUAAAAUUAGGUGUUUUAAUAUUUUGAAACAAGAGGAGGAAAUAUGUUGACAUAGUCUCCCUCUUGCUAUCAACAAUAGAACUGAUAUUAGUAUUUUGAAGUGAAAAUGAACACGCAUAUUUUUUGUCCAGGUCUAACAAAAUGCACAGGCAAGAGAGUAAGUUGUCGAACUGGCCAGUCCUAUAUAAUCUUUAAAAUUUAAUUCUAAUUGAUAAUACUGAUAAAUUUUGUAGCAUCUCUUACACUUCAACAAAGAAAGCCUUAAUAAAAUGGGAUAAGUUAUUUUCAUUCAUGUCAUCUAUAAGGUGAUAAUUUUUAUUAAUUCUUGAUUUUAAAUAGCUGAUAAAAGUUAAAAACAAUUCUAUUUUUCACCUAGCCGUUUAUUCUCUGCAAUAUGUUAAAAAGAAUGAUUUCAUCAUAAUUAAUUUCAUUCAUAUUUAUACAAAAUGCAGAGAUGAGAGCAACAAAUGGAUAUAUCACCAAAAAGCCCACAAACGUAAUUCUGAGCUUGUCUUAUCCUGACUGUUGAUAUAGGCUUUUGGCUUUCAGCCUUUGGUUACAUUUAUGUCUGUGCUCCAUCUGCUGUUAUAUCAUUAUUGUGUGUUCCCCAAAGUUCUCCAAGAGGGCUACAACUUUAAAAAUUCCUACCUAUUUGCCAUUGCUCUAAUUUCAUGGAAGCUGGCUGUUGGCUAAUUGAUUAUGGCCAUCCAGCUAAUGCUCUUCACAUCUUCUCCAUUUCCCUCUCCUUUGUCUAAUUCGUACUCAGGGGCAGAGAAAGAAUUAUGUUCAAUAGACUUUGUAUCAUCAGCAUUUUGAAGAACCCUUUGACAGCACUACAGUGUUUGUAUUCAAAACCACUGUGUUAAAUCUCCAUCCCUAAGACUAAAAUGUAUGACCUGGUAUGCUUUGCAUACAGUAUAGUUUUGUGUGUUCUGCUUGUUACUGCUUAUGCUACUCACUGAGCCAAAGUCAGAUUUAUUGAUACUGUGUUCUGGAUUGCUGUAUUAUUACCUCCUUGAUAUAUAUAAUUCCAUUAGAAAAAAAAAUAUGUAUUUCUAAAGGAAAAGCCCUUUUAUAGGAUGAAAUAAUAGUUCUUAUGUACUGUAGAUCUUUCUCCAAGAUGGGAUAUAUCCUCUCAAAAACAUAGGAUCGGUUUGCCAGUCUGUGAUGAGAGUUUCUGUUCUCUUUGGUAGGAAUACUUCAGUAGUAGUUGUCUUUCUGGAUCGACUUCUCUGUGUUGAGUAUUGCUGGCUGACAGCAUUUAGUAUCUCAUUUCUAUUUUUGUCUGUUGUGGAAAAAUGCAAUCUUUCCUCCUUCUUCAGAAAGAAACCAGUCUCAAGUGAGCUUGCAAAAAUCCCUGUAAAAUACAUGCACUAACUGAAAGUCAGAAUUACACAGAAGAUCUUACAGAUCUUUAAAGAGGAUUAAUGGGAUUAAAAUUUGGCUGUAGAUGAAGAUGCUUGGUACUAGAGAUAAAUAUAUGAUUAAUGCUUAAUUAUAGAAAAUGAUACAUGGAACUACACACUCCCUACAUACAGUCACUCAGACAAAUUAUUUCUGUUGAAUGUGCUCUCUCCUGAAUUUUUUUUAGAAAAAGAAGUAGUGUAUUGUCAUAGGCUAGCUGGUGCCAAACAAAAAAAUAUGAUAUUCAGUACACGUGAAAUGUUGCUGCAGUGCUCCAGAGUUUAAUAAAGAAUGCAAGACUAUGUACAGUGAUUCUGGAAGCAUGGGUUACUGAGAGGAUCCUAUUUUAAUCCAAACUUUAUUUCAUUAUUUAGCCAACAAAAUAUGAAAGUGGUUGAGAGAGUCUGAAUGUCUGCUGUUGAGGUUGGCAGAUGUCAUUUGUUGCAUGACCUUUCUGAGCAGCAACUUCUUCUGACUGUUAGACUGAGGCUAGAAGUGCAGCAACACUAACAAUGCUGAUGUUAUAACUUAUUGUUUCUUUAUAGUCUCUUUUUCAGAAAAUGCUCAGUGCAAUGGAAAUAUGCCAGUUUUAAUUCCGUAGUGCAGUGUGAUGCUUUUUGACAGCACACUAAACACAUUUCUCUGUAGGAAGGAUGAAGGUGGCUUCAGUAGCAGUAUGUUGAAUGUGUACUUGAAAGGCAAUCUACUUGCUACACAAUACAGGACCCAAUUUUUUUGAGCUCCUGACUUUCAUUAAUUCACCUUUAAACAAAGGGAACUUGAAAGAGCUUGGCACUUUACAAGGGAAAUACAAAUUUCACAGCACAUCCAGUUAGCUUUUUCUAUUCAUUUGGUUGUCAGUUGCCAAUCAGCCUCCAGUGAUUUAACUGGAAAACAGAAAACAUCCUGAAUUGGCAAGGGAUGAAUAAGAAGUCUUUCAUCACUAAUUUCUAUGAAACAAUGUAAUAGAGUAUUAAAGCUAUUGAAUGUUAUGGCUGUUUAGUUUAGAGAUACACUUGCUUCUGCCUGUUGACAAACUUUUCUUUGUAUUUCAUUUGUUUCCAGUGAAAUCAUUUCAGUUUCCCAUAGUACUGUGAGUGCAAAUUGAAAUGGGAAUGCAAUGAACUGUAACUUGGCAUGUAAUAAAUGUGCUGUUUUAGUCCUA